Sebastes umbrosus (honeycomb rockfish) is the source of this 1082-nucleotide messenger RNA. RefSeq names its product ATPase H+ transporting V1 subunit E1a (gene atp6v1e1a). The record is from RefSeq and is a predicted model, not a curated record. The transcript has 9 exons. Gene Ontology annotation, biological process: proton transmembrane transport. Bases 124 to 870 code for a protein of 248 amino acids. Gene Ontology annotation, molecular function: proton-transporting ATPase activity, rotational mechanism. Gene Ontology annotation, cellular component: proton-transporting two-sector ATPase complex, catalytic domain. NCBI's taxonomy places the organism in Eukaryota, Metazoa, Chordata, Actinopteri, Perciformes, Sebastidae.
CAAUUAUGAUCGCUGCAGCAGUAGUCAAAUUUGGCCAAAAAUACUCAUUAACAAAACAUGAGGGCAUUCACAUAAGAGUCCUGAUGACAUCUGUUGUUGAACUGUAAAACAGCUGUUAGGUGGAUGCAAUAUAUUGAAGUCCCACUCAGUGUCAUCACAGGCAUGAUAGCACAAUGGCCAUUGUGCCAGGUGGACAUGGUCACUUGCCCAUCUGGCAAAGGGAUCAAGCACAUGAUGGGCUUCAUUGAGCAGGAGGCCAGCGAGAAAGUUGAGGAAAUUGACUCUAAGGCGGAGGAAGAAUUCAACAUUGAGAAAGGUCGUCUGGUGCAGACUCAUAGGGUGAAAAUCAUGCAGUAUUAUGAAAAGAAGGACAAGCAGAUUGAACAACAUAAGAAAAUCCAGAUGUCCAACCUGCUGAACCAAGCAAGGCUAAAGGUGCUGAAGACACGUGACGACAUGAUCAUGGAUUUGUUGAAUGACGCUCGUCAAAGGCUUGCAGAGAUUGCCAAGGACCCUGCCAGUUACGCUUCCUUAUUGGAGGGCCUGGUUCUUCAGGGAUUCUAUCAACUGCUGGAACCUAAAGUUACCAUUCGCUGCCGACAGCAGGACGUAGAAAUGGUUCAGGUUGCAGUUAAUAAGAACAUCCCUAUCUACAAAGACACAGUGAAGAGCAACAUCGUCGUCAAAAUCGACCAGCAGCGCUUUCUUCCGUCAGAUAUCUGCGGAGGGGUUGAAGUAUACAAUGAUAAUGGGAAGAUCAAGGUUUCCAACACUUUGGAGAACAGGCUUGAACUUAUGGCACAACAGAUGAUGCCUGAAAUCAGAGUGAACUUGUUUGGUGCCAAUCCCAACCGCAAGUUCAAGGACUAACAGUGGAUGUGAGGAGAGCAGUGCGGACAUGGGUGGAAUAUACUGUACAAGGUGACCACAGACCAUCAUCAUAGUGACCAAGAGUCUGCACAAUCACCUACUAUUCAUCAGGGUUAAAGAAACCCUGAUUUGCUUAAUGGGACGCUACUGAUGUGUAAUAUAUGUUUUUAUUUUUGUACUGCGUAAUAAUUCAACAAGUGCACUUUUACUUA